Symbiodinium necroappetens is the source of this 1047-nucleotide messenger RNA. The record is from the annotation of a GenBank genome assembly. Lineage: Eukaryota; Dinophyceae; Suessiales; Symbiodiniaceae.
AUGGGGGUGGUGGCCUCUUUCAUCUAUGGGAGGCCACUUCCAAACUCCGGACGUCACCUUUACAUGGCCGACAAUCAUAACACGCAAGACAAGUUGGAGUUCCUCUGCUGCCCAGAGGUAUCUGGGUGUAACAUUCGCCUCUUUGACGAAGGCAAUCAUCGCGGAGGCGACCUGAAGUACACCGUACGCAGAAGCGUCUCCUACAGCCCCUCUGUCCCGCGAUUUGUCGUGGAGGUCAGGGAGAAGGGCAUUCCCCGACCCGCAGUCGUGGGCCGCAUGGAGAAGCUUGACACAAUCCUUCGCGCCAAAUCGGGUGAGUUUCUCAGCAUCCAGUUGUGGAAGAUCGUCUGCAGUGGCUUGCAAUGGACCGACAGGCGAAAGCGACGUGUGAUGCCUUCAGAUUCGGAUGCAUUCGUGAUGCACGUCGCGAUUGCCAAUCAGGCCAAGAUUGACUUUAUGGAUGAUACUGAUGACAUUGUUCUAGCUUUAGAGACCGAGAGGUGGUCUCAAUGCCUGAGCACGGACAACCCUUCGAUAACGGUCAACAAGACCACGUCGAAAACAGCAGCGAGAUUGAACACCAUCAAAGUGAACAGCAACAACCAGAAGGUGUGCACGGCGAAGCAACAAAAUUUCGAUUUGUUUGAGGAUGACAUCCGCCCUUAUCUAGGCAUUCAGCUGGAGAAAUCUGUCGUCGAUGAUGACGAUUCAGACUCGGAGGAUAUGGUAGCAACACACAGCCUGAAUUCCGAUUCUGUUGCCCUUGUGAUGCUGUGCCUGGCUUGGAGCAGUGGAACCAUGUCAAACGAUGCAGACGAGGCCGCCAUCUACAACACAUUCGUGCAGGCUGCAAGAACUCAGAGUGACGAACCGGGCUCGGCCCAGAUGAAGGGAUACCCCCCAGAUUGGAGUGUCAUGGACGUCAGGAAGCACCUUCGAGAACAUAAGACCUGGCUCAAGCUACACUUCUGGGAUGCCAGAGCUACCAAGACAGAAGAGCCUGGGCAGCCUGCACCUGAGGAGCCUCUAAGCCCAACAUCAGAUUGA